Molecule: messenger RNA, 733 nt
Organism: Polypterus senegalus (gray bichir)
Lineage: Eukaryota; Metazoa; Chordata; Cladistia; Polypteriformes; Polypteridae
Product: sterile alpha motif domain-containing protein 15-like
Exons: 4
Coding region: 69-416 (115 amino acids)
Molecular function (GO): protein binding
Source: RefSeq, a predicted model, not a curated record
UCGUCUCUCGCAGAUGCAGCUCAAUCCACAAGCCAGGUAUCCUUGGCAACGAGACGCGGCUUGACAUCAUGGCGGACUUCCUGCACUGGAACUGCGAGGCGGUCUCGGAAUGGAUCGAGUCCCUCGGUUUCCCUCAAUACAAGGAGUGUUUUACAGAUAACUUCAUUGAUGGUAGAAAAUUAAUCUUUAUUGACUGCUCCACACUUCCUCGAAUUGGCAUAACAGACUUUGAAGACAUGAAGGCAGUUUCACGGCACAUCAGGGAGCUUCUAGAAAUUGAAGAACCCCAGUGGGACCGAAGCAUCGCACUGCCACGUCGGGACAUGAAAGGACUGUUUCUGGAAAGGAAGAGUCAGACGGGACGGAAAGCAGACAAACUCACCUACGAUUUGUUUAUUAAGGAGAUGGAGACAUAGUCGGAGCUGGACUUCUAUUUCUCCUCAGAUUCCAACAAACCUUUCGUGUUAUUCUUUUAAACUGUCUUGUAUGUUAAUUAAAUUAAUUCUUUGGUUUUGUAAGACAUUUUAAACUAUCCAGAAUAUGAUGAGAAAUCCUUUUGAAAGCAUAAUCCUGUUUUCACUGUUCCAUUCAAAAUCAACAAGAAACAAGUUGUAGUGUUUAGCUAAUGAAAGCCGUAAAUGUUUACGGAGUCCGUCAGCACAGCACAGCCGCAGAAUGUCAUUUUUUUCCAUCGAUGUUCCUAUGUAAGCUGCCUUGCCGUUUCACAUUCUUU